Messenger RNA from Jaculus jaculus (lesser Egyptian jerboa), 804 nucleotides. RefSeq names its product immunoglobulin-binding protein 1-like. Gene Ontology annotation, biological process: regulation of signal transduction; regulation of dephosphorylation. Bases 1 to 804 code for a protein of 267 amino acids. The transcript is spliced from 2 exons. The record is from RefSeq and is a predicted model, not a curated record. Gene Ontology annotation, cellular component: cytosol. Gene Ontology annotation, molecular function: protein phosphatase 2A binding. Lineage: Eukaryota; Metazoa; Chordata; Mammalia; Rodentia; Dipodidae.
AUGGCCGAGUCGGAGGAAGAGCUUCAGGCCCAGCGGCUCCCGGAGCUGUUCGAAAGCAGCCGGGAACUCGUGGAGGAGCUGGAAAGGGCGACGUUGCCGUCGGGCUCUCGGCUGAUCCAGGACAUGGUGAAGCAAGGGCUGAAGCUGCUCGAGCGGGCGGCCGACAUGCUGUCGCAGCUGGACAUGUUCGGCCCGAACGAGGACCUGGAGGAACUGGCUUCCGGCGAGCUGCGCUACCUGCUGGUGCCCGCGUUCCGGGGCGCGCUCACGCUGCGCCUCGCGAACCCCAGCAAGCGCCUGGAGCACCUCAGGCAGGCGCGGGAGUACUUCGAGCAGUUCCUGAGCCGGUGCCACAGCUACCGCGUGGCCGAGUGUCCUCCCGCGCCUGCUGCGCCUGCGCCCGCGCCCGCUGCUCCUGGGGAGCCGCCGCCCUCGCCCGCCCGGAACGGAUGCGAAGGGACCACUUCCGCUUCCGGCCCCGGCGCUCCGGGCCUCGUGGCCAUGGCGGUGCGCAGGCAGGAGAAGAUCCAGCGCUGCCUGGUCUUCGGCCUGGGGUACCCGAGUCUGGCCACCAUGACGGUGCACGAGUGGUCCGAGCAGCAGCGGCAGAAGUGCGCCGCAGCGCCGGCUCAGGAGGCCCCGCAGGGCCCCGAGACGGUGGAGCAGGGCCAAGCGUCUCAGCCAGAGAAAGAGCAGGCCCGGGAAGACGCCGACGACGAGAAGAUCCUCCGGAGAGCCCAGGAGUGGGAUGACUGGAAGGACACCCAUCCUCGGGGCUACGGUAACCGACAGAACAUGGGCUAA